AUGUUUCUUCUACAUAAUCCCACACCUUUUAUUUCACUUCUGAUCACAAUUGUUACACUUAUCGGCUCUAUUGAUUGCCAAGCAACAUACAGUUCCCACAUCUGUUCAGAUUCUCAAAAUAGCACAGCAAAUGCUACUUACACUUCAAACCUUAGCACCCUCUUAAGUUCUUUAUCUUCCAAGGCCUCCCUGAACAGCUUCUAUGAAGACAGUUCUAAUGGUAUUUACAGUCUAUACCUUUGCAGGGGUGAUGUUUCAAGUAAUACUUGCCAAACCUGCGUUAACAAUGCUACUCAAGACAUCCGACAACGUUGUUCUUCUAAUAGGACUGCAAUCAUUUGGUACGAUGAGUGCAUGCUACGUUACUCAAAUAGAAAUUUUCUCGGAGUUGAUCAGACUUAUCCAAGAGUUCUCAUGUGGAAUAGCAAGAAUACUACUUCACCUGAUGAACAGAAUUUUGGAGCACUCGGAUUGAUUUACACGCUAAUAGAUUAUGUUCCAUAUACCAAUACGAUGUUUGGGACUAAUCAAUCAGCAGUUCCUGAUGGGUCCCAAAAUAGAUAUGCUUUGGUGCAGUGUAGUAGAGAUAUUAAUAGUAGUGAUUGUAGUUCAUGUUUGGGAAUGUUAGGGGAUGCUGUGACAGAAUGUUGCCAAGCCAAGGUAGGUUGGCGUAUUUUGGCCCCGAGUUGCAGUUUAAGGUAUGAGGAAUACCCAUUCUAUCAGCUGUCAUCUACACCACCAGGAACGGUGCCUGCAGCCCCAGAGCCAGGGUCAGAGGCAAAGCCCGGUAAUGGUGAGUCAAAUACGAAAACUUGGUUGUGA
Molecule: messenger RNA, 822 nt
Organism: Dovyalis caffra
Lineage: Eukaryota; Viridiplantae; Streptophyta; Magnoliopsida; Malpighiales; Salicaceae
Source: the annotation of a GenBank genome assembly